CUUCUAGCGCCCAGUGACCAAAGAUCUGACCACUGACGAAGCCUGACUCAACCGAACGCAGCUCAAGAUGGACACCGGUGUUAUUGAAGGUGGUUUAAAUGUCACGCUCACCAUCCGACUACUUAUGCAUGGAAAGGAGGUCGGAAGCAUCAUUGGGAAGAAAGGGGAGUCCGUAAAGAAGAUGCGCGAGGAGAGUGGUGCUCGCAUUAACAUCUCAGAAGGGAACUGCCCUGAACGGAUCAUCACCCUUGCUGGACCCACCAAUGCCAUCUUCAAAGCAUUUGCGAUGAUCAUUGACAAACUGGAAGAGGACAUCAGCAGCUCCAUGACCAAUAGUACAGCUGCCAGCCGGCCCCCAGUCACCCUCCGGCUUGUGGCCCCCGCCAGCCAGUGUGGCUCCCUCAUUGGAAAAGGAGGCUGCAAGAUCAAAGAGAUAAGAGAGAGCACGGGGGCACAGGUCCAGGUGGCAGGAGACAUGCUGCCUAACUCGACCGAGCGAGCCAUUACCAUCGCUGGGAUCCCACAGUCCAUCAUUGAGUGUGUCAAACAGAUCUGCGUCGUCAUGCUUGAGUCUCCCCCAAAGGGCGUCACCAUCCCCUACCGACCCAAGCCAUCCAGCUCUCCUGUCAUCUUUGCAGGCGGUCAGGACAGGUACAGCAGCGGCAGUGCGAGCUACCCCCACACCGCCCCAUCCAUGUGCCUCAACUCUGACUUGGAGGGACCACCUCAGGAGGCCACCCGGCAGCCACUGCAUGGCAACGAACUUGGGCCAAUUCCAGCCUGGGCUGCAGUUCUUCCGGCCUAUACCAUUCAAGGACAGUAUGCCAUUCCACAGCCAGAUCUGACCAAGCUGCACCAGUUGGCAAUGCAACAGUCACACUUUCCAAUGUCUCAUGGCAACACUGGAUUCAGUGGCAUUGAAUCCAGCUCUCCAGAGGUGAAAGGCUAUUGGGCAGGUUUGGAUGCGUCUGCUCAAACCACUUCUCACGAACUCACCAUUCCAAAUGAUUUGAUUGGCUGCAUCAUCGGGCGUCAGGGCGCCAAAAUCAAUGAGAUCCGCCAGAUGUCUGGGGCGCAGAUCAAAAUUGCCAAUCCAGUGGAAGGAUCUACUGACAGGCAGGUUACCAUAACUGGAUCUGCAGCAAGCAUUAGCUUGGCCCAGUAUCUAAUUAAUGUCAGUUUAGAAAGCGCUAAACCCUCCUCCCAGGCAGCCUCCGUCACGAUCCCUGACCACCUCAGCAUCAACCUCUCUCAACCCUCCACCCCUUCUUCUUCUUCCUCCUCCACCACCACCCCCUCGCUCGCCACAGCGGGGGCCUCCGAAGCACCCGCCAGCCUCCCCAACCCUCUUCCGACCGCCCCUUGUGUCUCCAGUCUGCUUGGCAUGAAACCUGUCCCUCUCCUGGCUCUAAAUGUUGUGUCUGCUGCUAAGGGUACCUCCACUUCAGCUGUGCCAUGUGUUACUAACAAACUGAAAGCGGAAAAGCAGAGAUUCUCUCCUUACUGAGUCUGCUUGUGGCCUUAGAGGACCAGCAGAUUGGUGGCAGCAUGGAGACCCCGUAGAGGAGACUUGGAAGAGCAAAAUUUUUCUUUUUUUUUCUUCCUCCUUUUUACUUCAAAGUGAGCUUGUGAUGUUUCUUAGAACGGAGUUUUUUUCUUUCCGGCUGCCGGCCGAGAGACAAUUUUCCCUGUGUCCUGACCCGGCCUGGAGUCUAGUGAUCUGUUUUAAUUCCUUCUCGAUUCUGCUAGCUUGUAGCCGUUGCUUUAUUAUUAUUUUUUUUCAGUAGCUUGUUUGCAAUUGCAGUGGGAAGACGAA
Molecule: messenger RNA, 1816 nt
Organism: Struthio camelus australis
Lineage: Eukaryota; Metazoa; Chordata; Aves; Struthioniformes; Struthionidae
Source: RefSeq, a predicted model, not a curated record